UAUUAGACAUUUACUAGGAUACCCGCGAAAAUUUCCUGCUCAAGACGAUUAAAAUGAAUAUUUAUGAAAGUUUUGGUAUUAUUUUCACUCAAUAGUGUCAAUAACAUUACUUUAAUACGUUUACUUCUGAGUGAGCAUUUCUUAUUUUGAUUUACCUUUAUGUUUACGGUUAUAUUGAUACAGACCUAGUGAGGUAAAGGUUCAUACGAUACCGAAGAAACGACGGAGUCAAGGAUGCUUAUGAGCUAUCUUAUCAUUUCCGGGGUAGCUGCGGUAGUUUUCUCAACCAGUGGUCAUGGUUUUGAUGCUCAUCUUCGUGGACCAAGUUUUCUUAUUGAACCACCAUCUAGAAUUGAAUUCUCAAAUUCAAGUGGUGCUUGGCUAGACUGCGCUGCAUCCGGCAGCCCAACUCCAAACAUUGACUGGUCUACCGCCGAUGGACUUCCGGCCGGUGACGUACUCGGUGUUCGAAGGGUGCUCAGGAACGGGACCCUUGUGCUUCUUCCGUUUCAAGCAGCAGCAUUCAGACAGGAUGUUCACAGUGCAGCUUACAGAUGUGUGGCUAGUAAUUCAGUCGGUCGAAUACUCAGUCGUGAUGUCCAAGUUAGAGCAAUUGUGACUCAAGCGUAUACAGUUGAUGUCGAAGUAGUUGAAGGAGUAUCACGAGGAUGUACGGCAAUUAUGAGAUGUGUUGUUCCAAGUCACGUAAAGGAUCUCGUUCGAGUAGUAUCUUGGUUACAAGAGCCAGCGUUUCAUAUAUAUCCAUCUCUUCAAGGAGAUGGUAAAUUCCAUUUGCUAUCUACAGGUGAACUUUUGAUCCAUAGUCUCGAGUUCAGUGAUCAAUUCUUGAGUUAUAGAUGUAGGACAAUGCAUCGGUUAACAAGACAAGUGGUUGUAAGUUCUUCAGCAAAUGUCAGAAUAGCAGAUCACAGAGGGGUCAUACCACCAACAAUCUUGGAGCAUUCUGGAGUUAUGUACGUUGGUCAAGACGAGUCAACAUCAUUGAUCUGUGUAGCCAAAGCUUGUCCCACACCCGAAUAUAGGUGGUACGCCCGAACAGGAGGAGAGCAAAUGCCAGUAUUGUCAGGUCCGAGGAUGAGAUUGCUGGGACCCGUAUUAGCCAUCGAAGCUGUUACUUUAUCAGAUAGUGGGAUGUACCAAUGUGUCGCAUCUAAUCUUGGUGGCGAGGCCAGUGUUGAACUCAGACUGAUGGUAAUGGUUCCCUUGAACGUCGAGGUUUCGCCAUCACUAUUAAGUGUUCACUUAGGUGGCAAUGCAGAAUUCACUUGCAUCGUUAGUACACAUUCUCAAGCUGGUCAACACUUUAUUACAUGGUUUAAAGAUGGGAGACAACUUCCGGGUGCUGGUAGACAAUCUGAAACAUUAACUCUCAAUGGAAUUAAUCGUGAAGACCGAGGCAUGUAUCAAUGUAUAGUGAGACGAGGUGAUGAUACUUCUCAAGCGUCAGCGGAGCUUCAAUUAGGAGAUGCGCCACCAGUUUUUCUGUAUUCCUUUAUCGAGCAAACACUUCAACCGGGGCCAGCAGUUUCACUAAAAUGUUCUGCAGCUGGGAAUCCAACGCCCCAAGUGACUUGGGCAUUAGACGGAUUCCAUUUACCUACAAUUACGAGGUUUGUUAUUGGACAAUACGUUACUGUCCAUGGCGAUGUGAUUUCACAUGUUAAUAUAAGUCAAGUUAUGGUAGAGGACGGUGGAGAAUAUUCCUGCACAGCUGAAAACCGAGCUGGAAAAGUCACACAUGCAGCACGUCUCAAUGUCUAUGGAUUGCCUUACAUCAGAACUAUCCCCAAAGUCACAGCAGUUGCUGGUGAAACGCUACGUUUAAAAUGUCCAGUUGCUGGAUACCCAAUUGAAGAAAUAAAAUGGGAGCGAAGUGGGCGUGAAUUGCCCGAUAAUCUACGACAGAAAGUUUUGCCUGACGGUACUUUAGUGGUAUCUAGCGUACAAAAAGAGUCGGAUACCGGAACUUAUACCUGCUGGGCAAGAAAUAAGCAAGGACAUAGUGCUAGAAGAUCUGGAGAUGUCACAGUAAUUGUUCCCCCAAAAAUUAGCCCAUUCACGGCAGAUCGUGAUCUUCAUCUUGGAGAACGUACCAGUUUUACUUGUUCAGUUACAAGAGGUGACCAGCCAGUAAGAAUCAGCUGGCUAAAAGAUGGCCGCUCUUUAGGACCCUCUGAGCGAGUCUCCAUCACCAAUGUCGAUCAGUUUAAUAGCAUACUGAUGAUUGAAAGUUUAUCUCCAGAUCACAAUGGGAAUUAUUCUUGUGUUGCCUCUAAUCCGGCUGCCGAGGUAUCACACAUGCAACAACUUGUGGUUCAUGUACCACCACAUUGGGUUGUUGAACCAAUGGAUACUAGUGUUGAAAGGAAUCGACAUGUUGCAUUACAUUGUCAAGCUCAAGGUGUGCCAACACCUGUUAUUAUUUGGAAAAAAGGCACAGGUGGAAAAUCGGGAGAGUAUGAAGAAUUACGGGAAAGUUCGUAUAUAAAACUUUUAAGUAACGGUACGUUGGUACUCCAACACGUAAAAGAAGACAGAGAAGGAUAUUACCUUUGUCAAGCAAGUAAUGGCAUUGGUACGGGUAUUGGCAAAGUAGUACAGCUACGAGUUAACUCUUCACCCUAUUUUGCUGCACCGUCAAAACUUGUAACGGUUAAAAAAGGUGACACCGCGACACUUCACUGUGAGGUACAUGGCGAUAAGCCUGUAACAGUGACUUGGCUGAAAGGCGGAAAGAUUGAAUUGAACCCUUCUACGAAUUAUAGGGUAACAACAAAAACUGAAAUUACUCCUGACGGUGUAGAAGGUCAAUUACAAAUUUCGUCAACAGAAGCAUCUGACAGUGGUGCUUAUUUUUGUCAAGCAAGUAAUUUAUAUGGAAGAGAUCAACAAUUAGUACAACUCCUUGUACAAGAACCUCCACACCCACCACAUGGCUUGGAAACUGCGAUGAUCGCUCCACGGAGCAUUAAUGUCAAGUGGCAACACAAAGCUCAAGACACUAGUGAUGUUUCGAAAUAUAUUCUUCAGUAUAAAGAAGGUGAAGGAGGUAUGUGGCAACAGCAAGAACUUUCUGGACCUCCUCUACCAUAUGCCGCAUUAAUAGAUGAUCUGAAACCAGCUACACGAUACACAAUUCGAGUUAUUGCUGAAGGCCCUGCUGGUCGAUCUGCUCCAUCAACAGAGCUUCUUGUUAAAACAGAACCUCAAAGACCUGCAGGACCUCCUAUUAAUAUUGCUGCAAGACCUAUAUCUCCAACAGAAAUUAUUGUAUCAUGGUCACCACCAUUACCAGAGCUACGACAUGGUGAAAUUCAAGGUUUCAAUGUUGGAUUUAAAGAAUCUAGUGGAGGAAAUCCAUCAUAUAAUUUUACGUCAGUCCUCGGUGAUGGUGAAGACGGAGCCGUUGAAUUACGCUUAACUGCAUUACGACCUUAUACAAGAUAUUCUAUUGUUAUUCAAGCUUAUAAUCAAGUAGGGUCAGGACCUUUAUCUGAACCAUUACCUACACAAACCUUAGAAGACGUACCUAGUAAACCACCUGAGGACAUUCGCUGUGCUUCCCUCACAUCACAAUCUUUACAAAUAUCUUGGAAAUCACCUCCAGCUGCCUUUAUAAAUGGCAAUAUUCAAGGAUAUAAAGUUAAUUAUGAGCCAGUAUUAUCAGACUCAUGGAUUGGUAUCGAUGAAAUGGAAAUUCGGAAGACUGGAAGUAUGACUAUGACGUUAGCAGGACUCAGAAAGUAUACAAACUACAGUAUACAAGUAUUAGCAUAUACCAGAGUUGGUGAAGGUAUUCCAUCAAGAAUUAUGUACUGUCGUACAAAGGAAGAUGUACCAGGAAGUCCAGCGGAUAUAAAAGUUGUUGUGAGUUCACCACAAGCACUAUUUAUAUCUUGGCUUCCACCUCUAGAGCCGAAUGGUGAUAUUACUAAAUAUAAUCUUUACUCAAGAAUUAUGGAUGGUCGUGAAGAAUUAAAUCAUGGAAAAAGAGUGUUGCCUGCAACGAAUACAUUUUUUGAAGUAACAGGUCUACAACAAAGAGUUGAAUAUCAAUUUUGGGUCACAGCGAGUACUCGUAUAGGAGAAGGGCAAAGCUCCACAGUUGCUGCGGCUAUGCCAAAAAAUCAUGUCAUUGCAAAAAUAACUUCAUUUGGGAGCCAUAUCGUAAGACCAUGGCAUGGUUCAGUAACAAUGGCUUGUCAUGCAGUCGGUGAUCCUUCUCGACAAUGGUUUAAAAGCCUUGUAGACGAAAUACAUACUGAUUCUACAAAAAGUAUACAGAUUUUACCGUCUGGAGAGCUUAUCUUGUCUAAUAUUCAAGUUCAAGACGCCGGAAAUUAUACUUGUCAAGUUGAAAAUGCACUAGGAAGUGAUCGACUUCAUUACAGCCUGACCGUACAAGUUCCACCAAGUGCACCUGUUUUAUAUGUAACAAGUUCAACUUCAAGCAGUGUUCUCCUUCAUUGGAAGCCUGGAUAUAAUGGUGGUUCACCAUUAACUGGAUAUACUCUUCACUAUCGCACGACUCAUGGAAAUCUUGAUGAAUUACAAUUAUCUCGACGAGCAGCUAAUCAUGAACUAAAAGGACUUCUCUGUGGCAAUAUGUACCAUCUUUAUCUUACGUCUCAUAAUAAAAUUGGCAGCAGUCAACCAUCUCCAGUUCUUUCAGUUCGAACACAAGGUCAAGCACCUGGUAUUCCACCAGCCGCGGCCUUUUUGGCACCAAAUUCAACUUCUCUUUCACUCCGUCUUCAUACAUGGCCUGAUAAUAGCUGUCCAAUUACUCAUUUUGUUAUUCAGUAUCGCCCAGUCAAUGAAUUUCAUUGGACAUUAGUUUCUAACAAUAUCCAAAUGCAACGGAGAUUUAUAGUUACUAAUUUAUCACCAAGUACUGUUUAUCAAUUGAAAGUUGAAGCUUUUAAUAUUGCUGGAAGUAACCAAGCCGAAUUUAACUUUGUAACAUUUACCAAAGACGGAGAAGCGCCGCCACCAGAACUUUCUGAAAGAGGUAUCACGUCAUCUCUGCCAUUUUACAUUGAUGUUAGGGUAAUGUUGCCAAUAAUUGUCGCGGCUUUUGCAUUACUGGCAGUUUGUAUAGUAGUUGGUGUGAAAUGGAAAACGAAACAGUUGAGAGAUCGGCAACAGCGGCCGAUGAAAGAGAGUCAAGAAAAUCAGCAAAACGCAGAAACUCAGAGAGAACGGUAUUAUGCAACAAUCCACAAGGUUGCUCUUCAACAGGCUACUAAUACCGGGGGAACUGAUAAGAUUCCAGAGACAGCGGAGGACAUCUCGCCGUACGCUACGUUCCAGCUUUCGGAAGGGGUCGGGGGAAGCCUGGCAGGACUGGGUGGUUUGGGAGGUCUGGGCGCCGCAACGGAAGUAUCAGGAGCCAGUCUUCAUCCCAACAAUACACUUCUUCACAGCUUUAUGUAUCACGAGCAUGCGAUGACGGAAGGUUGCGCGAGUCCGCCACCACCAGCAACGAGUAUGAAGAGUGUGUCAUCGCGACGGCGUCAACAGCGGAAGCAACAUACGCCAGGAGACGACAGUGACGAGAGCGAAUCCGAUCCGGAUCAGUUGUCACGUUCCAGAACGGAAUCGUCCAAUCAACUGGACGCCGGAAAACUCAAGCACAUCCGAGCAGUUUCGGAUUUCAUUUACCACGGUACAUCGAGCACGUCGUCGGAUAUUUCACCAAUGUGCGAACAGAAAUCAUUGCCUAGACGAGGACGGUCCAGAUGGCACGUUCCCAGCAGGAGUUCUCUUCGAAUGCUGUUGCCACCAAUGUCUGUAGCCGAGACAGCGUUCGUGAGUAGUCAAGGGUCGGCUGUUCAGAGAAACGGAAACGGCGAGAGGAGUGAUCGACCUGAACUUAGUGAGGCUGAAUGCGAUAUUGAUUCACUAAAGAAGCCUAAGCUUGGAUUAAGAAGUUCUCUCUGGUCAAGACCAAACACUCAAAAUAAUCCAUCCUCUGACUAUUCAAUCGCCGUCUGAAUUUCUUAAAAUUUUAUUAAUUAUCUAUUAGCCAACUAUAUAUGAAAUUCACAAAUAAUUUUAAAAUAUUCGUCGUGGCUGUUUGUUAUUUUAAAACAUACUUUCAUCCAAAGUAUUUUUGAGACUAGUGAUAGACUGAAGAUGUUGACCAUUCACUAGUAAACUACAAACUGCCAGAAUUUCUGAUCCAUGUCUUCCUUUGUACAUUUUGGAUUCAUAAGGCCAACUAUUCUACAUUCUCACUGCCAGUUCAUUGAAUAUAUAUGGCUUUUUAAUAAUGUAUAAAGCUAUUUUUAUUAAUUGCUAAAAAUGAUAUUAUUUCAUGUUAUAGACAUUUAUUAAAAAAUAAACAGUCACGAUGAAACGUAUGAAUGGAUAAAUGUUUGAUUGUUUCUAAAUUAAUGACAAGAGAAUUAGUUUGAAAAUAUUAUAUGUGGUAUAACUGAUUUGUGCCAAAUGACAAUUUGCUCAGCCCGUUUACGACUAUUUUUAUAAGCGGGCGACCCAUUCGAGACCAAAGACUUAUUCCAAAUAUUCGUACGAAUGGUGCAGCAUUUAAUAAUUAAAAAAAAUUUGAAAAAUGCCUAUCAAGUAGUAAUUCAAAGAAUUGAGUGUUUAUAAAAGAAAAUAUUUAUCUAUAACACGAUUUAAACAAUAAAUGCAAAAAAAAAAAAACAUAUUAAUAUGUAGGUAUACGAUAAAACCAACGUGAUUCGAUAGGCAUUGAUUGUUAUUAUUUAUAAUAAUAAACUGACAAUGUUACUUUAUUAUAUUGUAAUAUUUAUAUUAUGUUUUAGAAUAUAUUUCUUUCGUUUA
This is a messenger RNA of Microplitis demolitor, 6834 nucleotides long. It is a transcript of the gene Dscam2, whose product is annotated as cell adhesion molecule Dscam2. NCBI's taxonomy places the organism in Eukaryota, Metazoa, Arthropoda, Insecta, Hymenoptera, Braconidae. Gene Ontology annotation, biological process: axon guidance; cell-cell adhesion. The transcript is spliced from 26 exons. Bases 235 to 6018 code for a protein of 1927 amino acids. Gene Ontology annotation, cellular component: plasma membrane; axon. Gene Ontology annotation, molecular function: protein binding. The record is from RefSeq and is a predicted model, not a curated record.